Molecule: messenger RNA, 1176 nt
Organism: Acanthosepion pharaonis
Lineage: Eukaryota; Metazoa; Mollusca; Cephalopoda; Sepiida; Sepiidae
Source: the annotation of a GenBank genome assembly
AUGAGGCCACCAGUGCUUUCGAAUAUACGUCAAACACGUUUAAAUAUCUCUAAACUAUCAACCCUUGCAAUAAAUUUCUGUCUAUCUAUCUAUCUAUCUAUCUAUCUAUCUAUCUAUCUAUCUAUCUAUCUCAUUCUAUCUAUCUAUCUAUCUAUCUAUCUAUCUAUCUAUCGCAUUCUAACAGAUCUAUCUAUCUAUCUAUCUAUCUAUCUAUCUAUCUAUCUCAUUCGUCUGCUGGUAUUGCCGUAUCUAUCUAUCUAUCUAUCUAUCUAUCUAUCUAUCUAUCUAUCUAUCUAUCUAUCACAGACUAUUCAAAUAUAUGCUUGUAUGUAUCUAUCUAUCUACCCCAGUCUGUUCGUAAUUAUAUCAGAAAAUUUUCUAUCUAUCUAUCUAUCUAUCUAUCUAUCUAUCUAUCUAUCUAUCUAUCACAGACUUCAUCUGAAAUCUAUCUACCUUAGUUUCUAUCUAUCUAUCUAUCUAUCUAUCUAUCUAUCUAUCUUUUCAUAUCUAACUCAUCUCAAAUCUAUCUACCUUAGUUCCUAUCUAUCUAUCUAUCUAUCUAUCUAUCUAUCUAUCUAUCUAUCUAUCUAUCUGUCUGUCUUUUCAUAUCUAACUCAUCUCAAAUCUAUCUACCUUAGUUUUCUAUCUAUCUAUCUAUCUAUCUAUCUAUCUAUCUGUCUUUUCUUUCUAUCUAUCUAUCUAUCUAUCUAUCUAUCUAUCUAUCUGUCUGUCUGUCUGUCUGUCUUUUCAUAUCUAAGUCAUCUCAAAUCUAUCUACCUUAGUUUCUAUCUAUCUAUCUAUCUAUCUAUCUAUCUAUCUAUCUAUCUAUCUAUCCGAACACCGGGGGAAAAGUGUUCGAUUGUCGAUAUUAAGGGAAUUUCUGACAGCCCGCAUCUAUCUAUCUAUCUAUCUAUCUAUCUAUCUAUCUAUCUAUCUAUCACAGUCCCUUCACAUCUAUCUAUCUAUCUAUCUAUCUAUCUGUGCGUGGCCGAAUCGGAUUGUUUUACUAUCCUCACAAACCCCGAUAAGAGGGAAUUAAACAAUCUAUCUAUCUAUCUAUCUAUCUAUCUAUCUAUCUAUCUAUCUAUCUAUCUAUCUAGUGGAGGUAAACAUCUAUCUAUCUAUCUAUCUAUCUAUCUGUGCAUGGCCGAACGGUUAGACCCGGGUUCGAAUUGA